UAUGAUUUUCCUGUCGCGCGCUUGGACCCCUCAGUCCAGUAUGGCGGCGCCCAGUGGCACACUGAACUGUGAGGACUUCUCAAUGUUUCAGGAGGUCCUGAGGGCAAUGCGUACUAUAGACGACCGCAUCGUCCACUCGCUCAACACCACCGUGCCGACCGCCUCCUUCUCUGGCAAAGUGGACGCCACACAGACCUGCAAGGACCUCUACACAUCUUUAAUCGAGGCCCACAGUAGCCGGGACCGAGCUAUCAAGGCCUGUAUAGCAGAGACAUCUGCCGCCCUCGGACACCUGAGGGAGCAGAGGGCUAAGGACUCCGACAACCUGACACUCAUCAAGCAACUCAGGAAAGAGCAGACCAAGUUAAAACUGAUGCAAUCAGAAUUGAAUGUUGAGGAAGUAGUCAACGACCGGAGCAUGAAGGUGUUUGUCGAAAGGUGCCGUAUCCACUACAACCCUCCCAAGGUUCAGUGAGGAUCUCCUCGCAACCUGAUUGGCCAAGGGGGGCAGCCAGCAGGUCACAUGACCUGGACAGCCCUGACCUGAGAUGAGCCAAUAGAAGCCAAGCUGUGAGGAUGAUACCGUGUCUCAAAGACCGAAAGACCUCUGGGCCGUCUGUGCCCCCCUCCUCCACCCAUCCACACACACACACACACACACACACACACACACACACACACACACACACACACACACACACACACACACACACCACUAUGACUGCCUCCAUAACCAGCUGAUGUAAUGUUGUGUGAGAGAUGUCUGGCCCAUCGAACGUGUAUGUAUCUCAAUGGUCUGGCAAACCGUAGUCAUCAGCCCACUACCCAUCUCUGUUUCCAUUUGUUUUGUUACUCAGACAUGUACAAAAUGGAUUUUUUUAAGAAAAUGAAUUGUUCUCUUUUCCAGUGACA
This is a messenger RNA of Engraulis encrasicolus (European anchovy), 912 nucleotides long. It is a transcript of the gene mix23, whose product is annotated as mitochondrial matrix import factor 23. Gene Ontology annotation, cellular component: mitochondrion; mitochondrial intermembrane space. The transcript is spliced from 5 exons. The record is from RefSeq and is a predicted model, not a curated record. Bases 2 to 475 code for a protein of 157 amino acids. Lineage: Eukaryota; Metazoa; Chordata; Actinopteri; Clupeiformes; Engraulidae.